GGAGAACGUUCGUUUUCAAGGAGCCCGCGAGUAGUGAGUGAGUGAAUCCGCGGAGGGCGCGCAGAGACGAAGAAGAAGAGAGGAGCGACGACAGUAAGUCUACCAAGCAAAGAGGCCGAUCCGAUCCGCGUCGCUGCCAUUCUGCCUUUACACCUCCUCUACCUACUUACGAGCUGUGACGACGACGACGACAACGAUUACCACGACGACGACGACGACGACGACGACGACGGCGACGACGAAGGACUUCUCCACGAGGAGGACUUCUAUAAGCGUCAGAGUCGCGCGCGACGCCAGUGUGCGAAAGUCUUAAACCGAGAAGAGUCGUCCUCAUUAUUUUCAAUUUUUAUUUUUUCUUACUUAAAAAACAAAAAAAAAAUAAUAAUAAUAACACGCAGAGAGUUGUUGGGUUAUAAUUCUCGUGUGGGCCGUUGGCGUUUCCUAAUUUACGCGAGUAACCGCGAAAUCCGGGCCCUGUUGAGAAGAGAGGAGUGAUGAUCGAGGUGUUGUGCGUCCGUCUACGACCACCGUUUUUACCACCCGGAUUUUACGCGAAGUGCCCGUUGAGAUGUGAUCCGCAAGUCCGCUGAAAAAAGUGCUCAACGAGAGAGAGAAAGAGAGACAACAAAACCCUCCCGAAAAUAAGAGGAUUUAGAACAAAAUCUAAAUAGGAUUAUAACGAAGAUAUUGGACCAAAAACAAAUAAGGUUUCAUUCAACAAUGCAUUAUCCGAUAUACUACUGGCUAUUAUUGGUGGCGUUUUUCGUGGAAUUAACGCGGAGCUCCGCGUCCCAAUCGACACCACCUUCAUCAAAAGAAGUUUUAGCCGAAGUCGAAACGGGUUUAAUGUCACUUUUUGGAUUUAAAAAGAGACCUAGCAACGUGGACAGAUCAAAAGUGAUAAUACCUCCCGCCCUUUUGGAAUUAUAUCAAAAACACAUGUCUGGGCAUAGAGAUACGGUGGCGAUUGCAAAACCUGGUCUUAAUACAAGAAAUGCUAACACCGUGCGCAGUUUUACGCAUAUAGAGAGCGCGGACGACGCCAAGUUUCCAGGCCACCAUAAGUUUCGGUACAAAUUCGACAUCAAAUCGAUACCGAAAAACGAAAAACUGAAAGCAGCCGAAAUCGUGGUUCAUCGAGACAUCAUCGAUCGCACCCCGGAAUCCGACGAAAUCUACCAAAGGAUUAUUGUUACGGAUAUUAUUAGACCCGGAAUACGUGGGAAAAGCGACCCCAUAACCAGGAUUAUCGAUAGUAAAUUGGUGGAUGUUACACAAAAUUCAUCGAUUAGUUUAGAUGUGUUCCCCGUUAUUCAACGAUGGAAGGAUUUUCCAAAAAGUAAUUAUGGUUUAGUUAUUUCCGUUUAUAGAGUUGGUGGUAUCAAAGAAAAAUCGAAAAAGAAAUUAUUAAAACACGUACGAUUAAGACGAGAUGUUGGGGAGAGUGAUGAAAAUUGGUCAAUAAAAGAGCCAGUUUUAUUUACGUACACCGAUGAUGGUAAAUACGGUGAUGUAACAGGCGAAGAAAUCUUAGAGAAAAGGGUAAAAAGAGCUGCUAGAAAAGGAAAACGUAGAAAGGAACAAGAACCGUGUAAGAGAUACCCGAUGUUUGUUGAUUUUAAAGAGGUCGGUUGGGAAUCUUGGAUUGUUGCACCACCUGGUUAUGAUGCUUAUUAUUGUCAUGGAGAGUGUAGUUACCCAUUAGCGGAACAUAUGAAUACCACCAACCAUGCCAUCAUUCAAACGAUAGUUAAUUCUGUUAAUCCUUCGAGUGUACCAAAAGCAUGUUGUGUACCAACGUCGCUUAAUAGUAUAUCAAUGUUGUAUUUGGACGACGACGAUAAAAAAGUAGUUUUGAAAAAUUACAAAGAAAUGACAGUGGUAGGUUGUGGUUGUCGGUAGUGGUUUUCAGUGUCUGUGAUUCAAAAAUAAAACUAAUUAACCGAUAAAAAUAAAACUUUUUGAAUGAAAUAGAUUAUUCCAGUGAAACCUGAAGACUCUUCAAUAUUUAUGAAUUUUUAUUGUCUAAUGAAUUAAGUGUAAGUCUUAUUAUUUCUGCGGCAAAAGUCGCGCGAAACCCGUCUGUGAUUGUAGUUUUUAACGUGUUAUAAUGAUAAAAUAUGUUUUUUUUUCAUUUUUUAAACUGUGUAAUGUAACAGAAUUUGUAGCAACCGUUUUUGAACGGUUCACGAGCACGACGCGUGAGCUCGAGUUGUUGUGAAAGUUCGUCGCAGAACACUUCUUACCUUACGCCCGACAAUGUUUCUGUCAAAUUGCUCCUAAUUAACACCUUUACUUGUCUUGAAGGGAACUUAAAAUAACGCUGGACGAUAUUUUUGUUUUACCGUAAGGAGAAAUACCAAAAAUGUUGAAAUUUAAUCGUUUUUGAACGUUCCUCUUAAAAAGAAAUAACAUUUUUGGUAUAAUAUUAAUUUGAACGCUGUUAACGCUAUUUUUUCAGUCAUGCUGUAAAGUAAUUUAAACGUACCUGCUAAGGAUAUUUAUUUUUAUUUGUUUAGUGAUCGUGUGCAUAUUGUACAGUUAAUAUAUAUAGCGAAAUUAUUUUUAAACGUUGUACUAAAAGAACCCGCUCUUACUAUUUUUUCACUUCACCUUUUUUAUUUUAAUCGAUAAACGAUUAAAAAGAUUUUUUUGUACAGACUGUAUAUAUGAUU
This is a messenger RNA of Onthophagus taurus, 2675 nucleotides long. RefSeq names its product decapentaplegic morphogen (gene dpp). Gene Ontology annotation, cellular component: extracellular region. Gene Ontology annotation, molecular function: cytokine activity; growth factor activity. The record is from RefSeq and is a predicted model, not a curated record. Lineage: Eukaryota; Metazoa; Arthropoda; Insecta; Coleoptera; Scarabaeidae.